AUGUUACCCCGAAUUACCGAUCAACAUCGUGUGUCAUCCACUAUGAUGUUUUUGUCAUCUAAAAAUUUAAUUGAUCCAUGUGCUAAUGACACAGCAAAAAUAUGUUUGUUCUUCGAUAAGCUAUUCGAUUCCUUGAAUGGUAGUUUUGAUGGAGUAAUAGAUGGGAAAAUUUAUCGAACAUCAAUAAAAAAGAACUCUCCUCAUCAUGCACUUUGGGCGGAAAGUCUUCAAGUUCUUUCCACAAUGAAAUUUGUUAAUAAAAAUGGAAAAACAUGUGUUGUACCAACCAUAGAGAAUUGGAUGAAAACAAUACGAGGUUUUCAAAAAUUGUUUAAAACAUUGUAUACAAUUAUGGCAUUCGCACGUAGUGUCAGCUCAAGUAAUCCAUCAUGCCACGCAUUUGCAUCAGCAUAUAAAACAUUAUUGUUGAACAAUUUAAUGUCAUCUAAUUCACCAGGCUUAAACUGUGAAGAUAUAGUUGAAGCAAGUCUAACAUCUUAUAGAAAUUUAAUUAUUAAAGACCCUAAUGACAUGAAUGUGGUACAAAAUAAUUGUAACAUAACUGUUGAUCUACCUGUAACCAUUUUUAACGUGCCAAUGGGUAUUAAUGUUUUACGGGAGAAUGUUCAUACCUAUAUAGCUGGAUACAUUUUAAAAAAACUAAACAAAAACUUAUUUAAAAAUUGUAAAAUCUGUCUUAAAAAUCUUUGUGCUAACAAUGUGACAACAACGCAUGAUCUAAUAACAGCUAGAGAUUACACUUUUAAUAGACAGUCAUUAAAAUACCCGUGUCAGAUAUUCGCUUCUUUGGUUCAACAAAUAAUUGAAUAUGUAACCGGACAAAUGUCUAAAAUUUGUCAUCAUAAAGAUAUUUGUAUAACACUAAGUUUUAACAUAAGGAAUAAUUUUAAUUUUAAAGACCUUCCACUGUGCUCAAACCAUAAUGGUGAAAUUUUUGUUAAAAAAAUUAUAAAUAGUAUUGUUUUCUUAAUGCUUAACCAUUGGUGUACAGAAAUAAAUAGAAUUUUAAUAGGGAAGAAAAAAAUUCACCACUUGGAAUCUGAUCCGAUGAAACUAAAAGCAAAUGUCUGGCACGCAAAACAUUCUAAAAAACCAAAAAACACCCUAGGAAAAUUCAACAGUGUUGCUUAA
Molecule: messenger RNA, 1152 nt
Organism: Macrosiphum euphorbiae (potato aphid)
Lineage: Eukaryota; Metazoa; Arthropoda; Insecta; Hemiptera; Aphididae
Source: the annotation of a GenBank genome assembly